CUUUCUCACUUCCAGGAAAGUCUUCUAUUUUUCAUUCUCUUCUUUUUCUGAGAGAGUGUUAUUUGUUAUUGUACAUACAUUUAGUGGAUGUUACAGGGAGAAAAUAACACAGGUUGAGAGGUCAAAAUAAGACUGCAUUUGUGGAAAGUAAACUAGCACUCGACGUCCUGUUGUGAAUUACAGUUGAACCAGACAGAAGCAGGCAGCUGACGUCAUUAUCCAUGUAAACUGUAUCUGACAGAAAAUGGCCACGUUACAACAACAAGCUCAAGAUGGCAGUCCCCCCGUUUCAGCUUUGAUGCACCUGUACUGACCACCCCGCUACCAUCCAGAAGGCGAGAACAGGCCGUGGCUCGGGUGGCUGAGAUACCCUGAUGGAAUGCUUGAGUUGCAGCCAUCUUAAGACCGCAGAAAUUUGGAUUGCGCUUGAGCCGUUAGUGUCUACAGAAAAUGAGAUUUCAAUCUACAGACUUGAAUCUAUCGCAGGACGUUAUGAGUGCAGAAUAUCAGGGCUGCGCUGGGUAUGUGAGCGCAAAGUCACACUUCUGUACCACUUCAGCUCUUGGGAUCCUCACAGGGCAGUGCUACAAAGCAUGGGGUACAGGCAAGGAGGCCCCCUACUGGACAUCAAAAUCAUUGAAGGAAAACUGAAAGAAGUGCAUCUGCCACAUUUUCUCUGUUUUGGUGCACGGGUUGGAGAUCGUUAUGAUCCCUCUAUAAAGCAGAAAGUGAGAGUUCUUCAUGUAGAAGACUGUGGUGUGUCCAUAGAACAAGUGGAUAAGGUCACCCGCUUCCACGUCAAGAUUCUCCAUCCAUCUUUCUCUCUGAGAGGUGUUAUCCUGCAGGCAUUAGGGUGUUCCGUGCACUGUGACUUGCAGAUCUACCGAGCCAGGACAGCACACCUCACGCUACAUGCUUAUCUGAUGCCAUGUGAUCCUGCACUAACACAGGUAGUGGAGAAACAGGAGAAGUGUCAUGGAUCCACAAGGAUCCUAAAACCAAGACCAGAGAAGUCACAAUGGUUGACUAGUGAUUUCUACCUCACAACAUCCUGUCCUUCUGAUGUUAACCCUCGUAGAUUGGAGCUCGCACAUGUUGACCCACCAAACUUCUUUGAGGUGUUUAUAGGAGACGCAGAUUCUGACUUCAGUCUGAACCUAAGCUGUAAAAGUCGUAAACAAACCAUAUGGAACCACGAAAUACGAGAAGCUGAAUACAGGGGUCCCAUCUUGACAUCAGACCAGCACUUUGUGGACCUCCACCAGACAGCCCUGAUUGACAGAGUGAGUCAGGUCGAUUCCAUCUUGGACAGACUCCUGAAGAGUGGAGUCAUUACUGCUGAUGGCUACAAUGACAUGAUAGCUGAAAGAAAUAACCAGAAAAAGAUGAGGGAGCUCUUUGAUGGGCCCUUAAAAGGAUGUGGCUCCGAAUGCAAAGAUCGGUUCUUAGAGAUCCUGACAGAGCUGGAGCCAUACCUAAUCAAUCACCUGAAGCAGGAAUGAUGAGCUAGGUUGGUGAAAGGGGAACAUUUGAAGUUUAUUUUAGGGGAAAUGGCAUGAAUGAUGUCAGUUGCGCUUUGUUUUAUUUCUUUAUAAAAGGUGCAUCGUAUCAUAAUUUUUUUAUCAUUUUUUUUAAAUUUUUUUACACAUGUACAGUUGGAGUCAUUAACUCGUUUUUCAACCACUCCACAAAUUUCUUGUUAACAAACUAUAGUUUUGGCAAGUCGGUUAGGACAUCUACUUUGUGCAUGACACAAGUCAUUUUUCCAACAAUUGUUUACAGACAGAAUAUUUCACUUAUAAUUCACUGUAUCACAAUUCCAGUGGGUCAGAAGUUUACAUACACUAAAUUGACUGCGCCUUUAAACAGCUUGCAAAAUUCCCGAAAAUGUCAUGGCUUUAGAAGCUUCUGAUAGGCUAAUUGACGUCAAUUGGAGGUGUACCUGUGGAUCUAUUUCAAGGCCUACCUUCAAACUCAGUGCCUCUUUGCUUGACAUCAUUGGAAAAUCAAAAGAAAUCAGCCAAGACCUCAGAAAAAAAAAUUGUAAACCUCCACAAAUCUGGUUCAUCCUUGUGAUUAAUUUCCAAGCGCCUGAAGGUAGCACGUUUAUCUGUACAAAAAAUAGUACGCAAGUAUAAACACCAUGGGACCACGCAGCCGUCAUACUGCUCAGGAAGGAGAUGUGUUCUGUCUCCUAAAGAUGAACGUACUUUGGUGCGAAAAGGGCAAAUCAAUCCCAGAACAACAGCAAAGGACCUUGUAUAGAUGCCGGAGGCAACCGGUACAAACGUAUCUAUAUCCACAUAACCUGAAAGGCCGCUCAGCAAGGAAGAAGCCACUGCUUCAAAACCGCCAUAAAAAAGCCAGACUACAGUUUGCAACUGCACAUGGGGACAAAGAUCGUACUUUUUGGAGAAAUAUACUCUGGUCUGAUGAAACAAAAAUAGAACUGUUUUGCCAUAAUGACCAUCAUUAUGUUUGGAGGAAAAAGGGGGAGGCUUGCAAGCCGAAGAACACCAUCCCAACCGUGAAGCACGGGGGUGGCAGCAUCAUGUUGUGGGGGUGCUUUGCUGCAGGAGGGACUGGUGUACUUCACAAAAUAGAUGGCAUCAUGAGGAACGAAAAUUAUGUGGAUAUAUUGAAGCAACAUCUCGAGACAUCAGUCAGGAAGUUAAAGCUUGGUCGCAAAUGGGUCUUCCAAAUGAACAAUGACCCCAAGCAUACUUCCAAAGUUGUGGCAAAAUGGCUUAAGGACAACAAAGUCAAGGUAUUGGAGUGGCCAUCACAACACCCUGACCUCAAUCCUGUUGAAAAUGUGUAGGCAGAACUGAAAAAUCGUGUGCGAGCAAGGAGGCCUACAAACCUGACUCAGUUACACCAGCUCUGUCAGGAGGAAUGGACCAAAAUUCACCCAACUUAUUGUGGAAGGCUCCCCGAAACGUUUGACCCAAGUUAAACAAUUAAAAGGCAAUGCUACCAAAUACUAAUUGAGUGUAUGUAAACUUUUGACCCACUGGGAAUGUGAUGAAAUAAUAAAAGCUGAAAUAUCUACUAUUAUUCUGACAUUUCACAUUCCUAAAAUAAAGUGGUGAUCCUAACUGACCUAAAACAUGGAAUUUUUACUCAGAUUAAAUGUCAGGAAUUGUAUUUGGCUAAGGUGUAUGUAAACUUCUGACUUCAACUGUAAAUAUACAGGGGCACAACUUUGGUUUUAGAAGUAGGGGGUACAUAACCUGGGGGUUUUACUAAUUUACAUGAGUGGUAAGUCAGUACUGAUGAUUUUGUCAUUUGAGUAGUGAUGAGCACAGUGGCGAAUUUAGGUAUAGGCGACAUGGGCAGCCGCACAAAAAAAGUUGGAAUGGUGACAUUUGCGCGAUCGGUUUUCUAUCAUUCAUCUGCACAUCACGUCAAAGAUAUGUCACGGUGUGGGACUGUGGGUCAAUUAACCUUGUCAGAGUGGGCGCCCUGAUCCUAGUUUAUGAGCUGGGCAGAUUGGGAAGGUCUCCCACUCAAAAGUAUGAGAUGGGGGUGGGGAUAGGUUGACCUCAGGUCUCCCCACUGGAAGCCCGAUGUAAGGGGGAGCGGGGGUAUCUAUCAAACAGCGCACAUCUAAAUUUGUACAGUACUAAUGCAAUUAGUAAAAUCGGUCACACUACCAAAUAAACCACAAUUCAUUCAUAAUACUGUGAAUGUAUAGUUUCACAGGCAUAUUGUUGCAUUUUUUACUGGUUUGUGCAAAAUCGUUAAGAAUAAUAUAAAACCAGUCUGCACACCCAAGGUGAAUUGGUUUAGUCUUGACUCUUGGUUGACAGUGUUGGGGGAUGGGUCAUGUAUUGAUGCUCAAGUGCCAAAUCAACAGAUUUGUAUGUUUUAAUAUUUAUAUAGUUUUAAAUGUUAUGAUUAUUUUUGUUGUUCCAAAUGUCUGAAUAAAAAUACAGUUAGUGCAGAA
This is a messenger RNA of Salvelinus fontinalis (brook trout), 3949 nucleotides long. RefSeq names its product NACHT, LRR and PYD domains-containing protein 1 homolog. The transcript has 9 exons. The coding region runs from base 375 to 1502 and encodes 375 amino acids. Gene Ontology annotation, biological process: inflammatory response; regulation of apoptotic process; innate immune response. The record is from RefSeq and is a predicted model, not a curated record. NCBI's taxonomy places the organism in Eukaryota, Metazoa, Chordata, Actinopteri, Salmoniformes, Salmonidae.